AGUGAAAGAGAAAAGGCUUUGCGGCCUAGGCCUGUCUGAGGCGCCUCUGCCCUUGGUUGCCUAGCAACCGCCCUCCAUGAUGGCUGCUGCUGCUGAGGAGCCCGUGCCUCCCAGCCUCUGGGACCGCAUCUGCGCAGAAUUUGAAGCAGAGCAACCGAUCCAUCCGGACAAUUUAGGACCGAAACUAGAUCACUUUCAGGAGCCAAAGCAGGAGCCUGUCUUUCUCAUCCAGGUUCCUGGGGAUCCUGGAGUUUUUCCAGUUUUGGAUGAAGAUUGGAAUAAAGGGGCCACUGCUGGUGAAAGAUUUCCUCAAAAGACCCCCUCUGCCCUUUCCCUGCCACCGGCUGCUGAGCUACCAGAUCUAAAGACAUGUUCUCCAAGAGAAUUCUUAGAACACUACAUAUUUCCCGUGCUUCUUCCAGGGAUUGCAGAAUUAUUACUUCAAGCUAAGAAGGAAAAAUGUUUUGAGAGAAAAAGAACAAAAUUUAUUGCCCUUGAUUUUCUUACUGAAUGGUUGUACAACCACAAUGCAAAGAGGAAAGAUGAUCCAUUCGUUGAGUUCUUCGAGAUCCCUUUUGUGAAAGAUUGGCUGAAAGACCAUCCUAGGCCACCAAUUGCGCUCUCUCUGCUGCUCUCCGAGGAAGAAGCAAGCAACAUAAUUCAAUCAUUCUGGAGAGGUUAUCGGGUCCGCUGUGAACCUGAAGUUCAAGAAUUACGCCAGUGGCAAAAGCAUUUGAGGGAGACCAAAAACAUCUUUAGACGGGUUCGAGAAUUCUGGGCCAAGCAAGAGAAAAAAGUGGGAACCAAACUGGAAGAUUCGGGACAGCCCAGCCCACAGCGCUCAAAAUUUUCAGUGCUGGAAAUCUUCAAGAAGACAGAGGUCAUGGAAUUUGCACCUGAGGUUACAACGGAGGUUGUUCAGGAACAACCGAGUAGACUGCUUGGACCAUCCCUUUAGACUCUAUUGCCACAGGUGUGAUGCUGGGCAUCAGAUAAGCAGAUGAAAAAUCUCAAGCGAGUAGAGCAGCUGAACUUCGUAAUGUGUACCUAUGCUACGUUUUUUCCUAAUGUCAGAAGCAUGUUUUAACUCUGGGGGGGAAAACCAAGCCAAAACCCAAAUGAUCAGAACAUUGUAAGUAAAUAGUAAAGCCUUUAUUUUUGUUUUGUUUCAUUUUGUUAAGAACAGCAUUUUUGAAAAUAAAACACAUUUUGCCCAUGCUUUACAAUUUGCUUUUUUGUUUUUUUAAAUUCGCUAUCUUUAUAUACAGUCCUUAUGGUACACGUUGAUUGUCUUGAAAACCCACCCCAAACUGUCCAAGAUUAAAUGGUAGGCAAACGUCAGCAGGGUGGGAAAGGGACACAUUAU
Molecule: messenger RNA, 1366 nt
Organism: Sceloporus undulatus (fence lizard)
Lineage: Eukaryota; Metazoa; Chordata; Lepidosauria; Squamata; Phrynosomatidae
Gene: IQCK
Product: IQ motif containing K
Exons: 10
Coding region: 77-958 (293 amino acids)
Molecular function (GO): protein binding
Source: RefSeq, a predicted model, not a curated record